GAUUUCACUUAUUUCCUUUUUUCAUUCUUCUGUUUUUCACAGGUUCAUUGCUAAACCAUGUGCCUUAGGCCUUAAAGUCCAAGCCAACGGACCACAGAAAGCUCAACCUAAUGCUAUCCUGGAAAAAGUUUUCACAGCUAUUACAAAGCAUCCAGAUGAGAAGAGGCUGGAGGGCCUCUCCAAGCAGCUGGACUGGGAUGUACGCAGCAUUCAACGUUGGUUUCGUCAAAGACGCAACCAGGAAAAGCCCAGCACUCUUACGAAGUUCUGUGAGAGCAUGUGGAGAUUCACAUUUUACCUCUAUAUAUUUACCUAUGGAGUACGGUUCUUGAAAAAGACACCCUGGCUCUGGAAUACCAGACAGUGCUGGAACGGGUAUCCAUAUCAGCCACUGAUGCCUGACCUUCAUUAUUACUACAUAGUUGAAUUGUCAUUCUACUGGUCCUUAAUGUUUUCUCAAUUCAUUGACAUCAAGAGAAAGGAUUUUGGCAUCAUGUUUACACAUCACAUUGUAACAGUCACCCUGAUAACCUUCUCAUAUGUAACCAAUUUGACACGAGUGGGAACCUUGACUUUAUGUCUCCACGAUGCGGCUGAUGUUGUCCUAGAGGCUGCCAAAAUGGCGAACUAUUGCAAGUGUCAAAGACUGAGUGAUCUUCUGUUCCUUACAUUUGCCAUUGUCUUCAUUGUCAGUAGGCUUGGUAUAUAUCCUUUAUGGAUAUUAAACACAACGUUGUUUGAACUAUAUGAAGCUUUGGGCAAUUUUCCUGCCUUGUGGGUCUUCAACAUGCUGCUUGUGAUUCUUCAAAUUCUGCACUGUUUUUGGUCUUACCUAAUCAUAAAGGCAGCCUACAAAGCUAUAUCAAAGGGCAAGGCUGGGAAGUGGAACCCCUUGCAUGUAGCAAAGGAUGACCGAAGUGACAUUGAGUCAAGCUCAGAUGAGGAAGAAACAGUACCUCGUUCAAAGACCCCACACAGCGCUAUCUCCACUAAUGGGACCAGCGGUGCCAAUGGGACAAACGGGUAUCUCACUGGUGGCACUUGCUCAGAGGAGCAUUAA
Nestor notabilis (Kea) is the source of this 1060-nucleotide messenger RNA. It is a transcript of the gene CERS6, whose product is annotated as ceramide synthase 6. The transcript is spliced from 10 exons. The record is from RefSeq and is a predicted model, not a curated record. Gene Ontology annotation, molecular function: DNA binding; sphingosine N-acyltransferase activity. NCBI's taxonomy places the organism in Eukaryota, Metazoa, Chordata, Aves, Psittaciformes, Psittacidae. Gene Ontology annotation, biological process: ceramide biosynthetic process. The annotation marks the transcript as partial. Gene Ontology annotation, cellular component: membrane.